Messenger RNA from Malaya genurostris, 595 nucleotides. RefSeq names its product larval/pupal cuticle protein H1C. NCBI's taxonomy places the organism in Eukaryota, Metazoa, Arthropoda, Insecta, Diptera, Culicidae. The transcript has 2 exons. The record is from RefSeq and is a predicted model, not a curated record. The coding region runs from base 75 to 419 and encodes 114 amino acids.
ACGCAAGUUUUCGCGCUAAAGUUCAACUGUUUCUCUAGUGAGUUCUACACCGUCUCUGUCGGAUUAUCAGCAAGAUGAAGUUCUGCAUCGUUCUGUUGACCGUCGUCGCCGCCGUGUGCGCCGAAGAAAUGGCCGAAUCGUCGAAAGCUAAGCGUGGCGUGCAUCUGAGCCUCGGAUAUCAUGCCUCCCCGGUCCUGUCCCACUCGUACGUGGCCCCCGCACCGAUUGUCGCCCACUCGGCACCACUGGUUGCGGCCGCUCCCAUCUACCAUGCUCCGAUCGCCAAGACCUACGUGGCCCAUGCUCCGGUGGUGCAUCAUAGCUACCAUGCCUAUCAUGCUCCCGCAUAUGCCGCUUACGCCCAUGCCCCGGUUGCCGUCGCCCAUGCUCCCUUGUACCAUGCCUACCAUCGUCGCUGAGAAUGGUCCCGGUUUGCCGUACAGAAUCGGAAGCAAUCGGUUCGGCUUAGCAUUUAGAUCGUUUAGUCAUAGUAUUUAAAAGAAGAAGGAAAAAAACAGAAAAGUGUGUGUGUCAGCAAUUCGGAAAAAUGUGAACCAAAUUAUAUACUUUCGAAAAAUAUAAGUGAGUCUGAAAA